GUGGCUUCAUCACAGGUGGACAGGAGUCUGCAUGGUGGGGUUCCUCUGCUGGAGAUGUCGUCGGAGGAGCGCUCUCCAUCUAGCCGCGCAUCCUGCUCUAGAGUACCAACAGGAUGAUCCGCUGCUGCACCGUCACCGACAACCUUCACUUCACUUUCACACUCAUUUAACCCUUCACUUGGACCCCCGCACUACCCCCAUGCUUUGCCCUCCUCCUGAGAUGCGAUACCGCAGCACAAUUUCCCGGAGAAUAUCUUUAUCUUCCGUCGCUCCUCACUGAUAGAGAGCAUGCCCGACACGGGGACGGCAACUGCAGGCGCUGCAGCCGCGGCGGCCGCCAGUGGUGCGACCACCGUCGGCGACGGCCCCGAGAGCUCCCGGCACCGACACCGAGCGCAGCAAGGAGACGCGGAGAGGCCGGAGCCGGGCGCUGCUGCACCACAAACCUCCUCCGGUGUGCUGGAUAAGUUGUUCGGAAAGCGGCUGCUGCAGGCUGGGAGACACAUCAUGUCUCAUAAGUCUUGGAUGAAAACGGUGCCCACAGAGAACUGUGAUGUCCUCAUGACAUUUGCAGACACGACAGAUGACCACACGUUGCUAUGGCUACUGAACCAUAUCCGGCUGGGAAUCCCAGAGCUCAUCAUCCAAAUUCGACACCAUAAGCACACGCGAGUCUACGCAUUCUUCGUCACUGCUACAUAUGAAAAUUUGUUGCGAGGUGCUGAGGAGAUGGGCCUGAGGAAAGCGGUGAAGCCUGAGUUUGGAGGAGGAACACGCAGCUUCUCCUGUGAGGAGGACUACAUCUACGAGAACAUUGAGAGCGAGUUGUGCUUCUUCACUUCACAGGAGAGGCAGAGCAUCAUUAAAUACUGGCUGGACAAUCUCCGUGCCAAACAUGGGGAGGUGCUUCAUAAUAUCAACUUCCUGGAGGGUCAGCCAAUAAUCCCAGAGCUGAGUGCACGAGGUGUGAUCCAGCAGGUGUUUCCUCUCCAUGAGCAGAGGAUCCUCAGUCAGCUGAUGAAGUCCUGGGUCCAGGCUGUUUGUGAGAAACAGCCCUUAGAUGAUAUCUGUGAUUACUUUGGGGUGAAGAUUGCCAUGUAUUUUGCCUGGCUGGGUUUCUACACCACUUCCAUGUUAUAUCCUGCUGUGAUUGGCUUUGUGCUCUGGAUGCUCACAGAGUCAGAUCAGACUAGCCGCGACAUCUGCUGUGUGGUGUUUGCACUGUUCAACGUGGUGUGGGCCACCUUGUUUCUGGAGCGGUGGAAGAGGAGGGGGGCUGAGCUGGCGUACAAGUGGGGGACCCUGGACACGCCUGCUGAAUCCCUGGAGGAACCACGACCUCAGUUCCGGGGAGUCAAGCGCUGUAGUCCAAUAACAGGAUGUGAGGAGUUCUACUAUCCUCCGUGGCGGAGGCGUGUAUUCAGGUGGCUGGUCAGCCUGCCCAUCUGUAUCCUUUGUCUCUGUUUUGUCUUCCUGGUCAUGCUCAUCUGCUUCGAGCUGCAGGAAUUUGUGAUGGGGAUCAAGGAAAUGCCUCGGCUAGCUCGCUUCAUCCCCAAAAUUAUGCUAGCUAUCACUGUGACUGCAUGUGACGAGGUGUACAGGAAAAUUGCCUGCUGGCUCAAUGACAUGGAAAACUACAGACUCCAGAGUGCCUAUGAGAAAAAUCUCAUCAUCAAAAUGGUUCUUUUUCAGUUUGUAAAUUCUUAUCUCAGCCUUUUUUACAUUGGAUUCUACCUCAAAGACAUGGAGCGUCUGAAAGAGAUGCUGGCCACUCUGCUCAUCAUACGCCAGUUCCUUCAAAAUGUGAAGGAAGUGCUGCAGCCUUACCUGUAUGAGCGCCACAAGCUGGGUGAGCUUACACUGCGAGCUGUGUGGGACCUGCUGCUCUCGGUGCUGCUAAAAUACGCCCGGCUGGCAGCUGGAAAAGCCCAAGCCUUUCCCACCGACCAGAGCAUGCCAGGACCUGGACUGAGGGGCACCAGGCCUGGGGUGGGGCAGCCAGAAAGAAGGGAAAAGAAGUGUUUAAAUGGAGGAUGCGGGGUGCCUGAUGAAGAAGAGGGAGGCGAGAGGGACGAGGCUGACAGUGGGAGGUUCAGUGAAGGAGAGACGGAGGAGGAAAGUCUGAUCGACUGUGGCUUGAAGUUGAGGAAAGUCAGCUUCAUAGAGAAGGUGGACAAAAGGCCGGUCUGCAGUGGGCCCCCCAUGGACAGCAGUUUCCUGGAGGAGGGGAGCCCCACUAUGGUGGAAAAAGGAAUGGACCCUGCCUCUUUGUUUGAAAUGUGCGACGAGGACGAUGAUAAUGGCAUCCAUGAUGUGAAGGAGUCGGGUGGGGGAGGGACAGGUGGGGCUGAGGGAAUUAAUGCUGCUGCUGGUGCUGCUGCUACUGGUGCUGCUGCUGCUGCCGCUGCCAGCUCUGCUCCGCUGCCUUCUGGGCCUGAGAGCAGCACGUCACUGCGACACAGAAGAAGAGGCAGGAGCGCAGAGAGACCAGAGCCUAAAACAAAAAGGGAGUCGUGGAUGGACCCACCUGAGGAAAGAGAGAGCACCACACUCACUCAGGCUGAGAUGGAGAGCUGCAUGCAGACUUAUGCUGACACCUUCCAGGACUACCAAGAGAUGUUUGUCCAGUUUGGCUAUGUGGUGCUCUUCUCCUCAGCCUUCCCUCUGGCUGCCAUGUGUGCUCUCAUCAACAACAUCAUUGAAAUCCGCAGUGAUGCCUUUAAGCUCUGCACUGGUCUGCAGAGGCCCUUUGGAGUCAGAGUGGAGAGCAUUGGCCAGUGGCAGACUGCAAUGGAAGCCAUGGGCCUGAUUGCUAUCAUAGUGAAUUGUUACCUGAUUGGUCAGUGUGGUCAGCUACAGCGUCUCUUCCCGUGGCUCAGCCCCGAGAUGGCCAUCAUCUCUAUCGUCAUCCUCGAGCACUUUGCCAUUCUCUUGAAGUACAUCAUCCAUGUGGCCAUACCUGACAUUCCUACAUGGGUUAGAGAGGAGAUGGCUAAACUGGACUAUCAGCGCAGGGAGGCCUUUAAGAAGCAUGAGCGGCAGGCACAGCAGCAUUACCAGCAGCUGCAGAGGAGGAAGAGAGAGGAGGAGGAGAGGCAGAGGCAGGCGGAGCAUAUGGCCCGCAGAGAAAGGGAGCGGGAUGACGGCAAGGGUGACUCCUCUGGGGAUCACCACCAUGACAAAAGUCACAGCAGCAAAUCACGCUCCGGGGGUGGAGGAGGAGGUGGGGCCAGUGGGUCAGACAAACCCAAGAGGCCCAGCUCUCUGCUGGCCAACAAUAAUGUGAUGAAGCUGAAACAGAUCAUCCCACUGCAGAGUAAGUUCUCCUCAGGUGGUGCCCGCUCCCCACAGUCACCCACCGGCAGCGAGCCAAAGCUGCCUGGGUUCCUGAGCUUCAAAUUCCUCAAGUCACCUGAGAACAAGAAGGAAGGUGCUGCGGCUUCUGCGGCUGCCGCCACAGCCAGUAAUCCCGCAGCAGCAGCAGCAGCAUCAUCAUCAUCAUCAUCAUCAUCAUCUUCAUCAUCAGGUAGCAGCUCUCAGGAGCGUUCUCAGUCACCCAGCAAAGCCUUCAACCCUGGGAAACUGUUUAACUUUGGGAAAUCCGAGGGAGGGACAUAUGUGAAUGGGGCUCCACUGCCCAGAUCUGGGGAAGGAUCAUCAUCACAGACAUCAGAACGACAACCUUCCAGGUCUGACUUGAACGGCGUUCCGGAUGAGAUCCCCUCGCCUGGAGUGGAGGAGCCCGAGAACGGACAUUCAACAGACUUGGACACGGCUGGCCCUAAAGCCUAGUAGCUCCAGAGAACAAGCUUGUCUUUGGUUACAUCCCAGCCAGAGAGGUGACGUGUUUACUGUGAGGAAAGGCCUGACCUACCCUCUGUGCCCUCUCAUAGGCAAUGUGUAGAAGUACUUGAAGCAGAGAGAGGAAAGGAUGAAACUGAUUAGUGAUGACUGUUUUGUUUUUUUGCUGAGAGACAAAAAACAGGCUUUAUAUGAAAGACGCAAGCCUUCCUAUUAUGACCCAACAAAAACACACACACUCCCUUACACACACAAACAUACAAAUCCUUCCUUGUCUGCAAUACAUAAAGAAAUGCAUGAGCUGCGUUUCUAAUAUUUUUAAGCCUUUAAAGCAGAGAGCUGUGUUUCUUGAUUUCUUCUAGUCGGAAAUUGUAAGCAUCUCGGUGGCCUCCCACUAGGAUUCAACAGUUUGUUGUGGAGGAAAAAGAUUUUAAAAACAAAUACAGUGGUAUGAAAGGAUCACAGAUUGUACAUUGAAUAACUACUGAGAGUGUUCUUUAGCUGUCACAUCACAAGUGAUCGUUAGAUAUGUCUCAUUUUUAACUGUGAGGAAUUCUUGGGCCCCUCACUUUUAUAUUGAAGUGGAAAAAAUGGAAAAGCAAUAUCAAUCAGUGUUUUAAUUACUCUUAUCAAUCAUCCCUUAAUAAACACCCCUGACAUAUCACCAGCUUUAUUUUCAAAGCAGAGGUGAUGUCUGAGCUUUGUACACUUCCUCCCACCCUGUGGCAGAAUCCGAUUUGCUUGAAAAGAAAGUAAUGAGCUUACUAAGUCGAGUGCAUACCAGUAUUUUUCCCAAAAGAGCAGGUGGAAGAGACACAAGAAAAAAAAAGGAAAAAAUAAAUAAAUAAAAGCAGAGGUAGGCAAUGGCGAUUUGGAAAAAAAUAGAACAUGGAAGCCUAUUGACUGCUGUCAUCCAUCCAAGACCAUAAAGCACCUUGUAAACACAGAUGGUGCUCCAUUCCACACACUCUAACCAGACUUGGCAAAUGAGCGUAGAGUUAAACAAGUAACAUUUGCACUAAAUCCUGACGCCCUGCAUAGAAACGCAUCUCUCUCUGCGGGAGAGAGGGCAGACACCAGCCUGCCUCAUAGCAUUAUGCAAAAGCUGGAUUGUUUGUUUUCCUCCUUUCCCACAGCACAUGCUAUCGUCUUAUUUGUCCCUGCUCUCAGCAACUGCAGGGUUUUUCCUAAAUACUCAGAUGAGGCUUUUUUUAAACAAUAGCUGUUCAUAUUUAUGUUGAGCUCCAUAUCUUUUUUAUACUCGCCAUUUGCUGAUGAUAGAGAACUCCUUUUUUAACCAAAGUCUUAUUUUUUAGGAUUACACUGUUAUCCCAAGAUAAGUGUUCUGUAGAUUCUGUUAUUCAUAUACUUCAACACUGUUCAUGAACAAUAUGUUCCUUAAGUAAGUAAGCCCAUCAUUAUCUGCCAUUAACUGGUAUUUCACUUCUGCAGGGUCUCCAGAAGGUGGUGCCACAGUUUAUCGGUAUAGAAAAAUGAUUUUUUUCUCCACUUAUUUCAAUUCACUAUUGACUACCCAUAACAUAAAUAAAUCAGUGUCUGGUCAUCAGUAUACAGAAGAGCGCUUUGAAAGGGAAAUGCAUUAUGAAUUCAUAAGACAAGGUACAUAGUGAAAAACAUUGCAGAGGCCAUUGCACUGUAGGUCUUGAGACACUAACUAUGCAUUUCCGCACCAUCACCUCUGGCAAGGAUUUUGGCAAUAACCGAGUUACACAAGACUUACAUGUAAUACUAUAAAUCAAGACUAACCUCUCCACCCCCUACACUAAAUCCUAGUGCAUCAUCCUCAGCCAUACUCUAUGCAUCUUUUCUUUAUGUCUCCUCACUUUUCACCGUCAGUGACAGCUCUCUCAGCCCCAUCCUGUGUCAUAUUUAAUGCAAGGAAUCUCUAGUUAAAAUAAUAACAAUAAUCUCAUCCAUCUACCGCUUUGCGUUUACAGAAUCUGUCUGUUCUAGGGGUGAUGAAAACAGCUUCAGACAAGUUUUUAUUGAUUUAUUUUGAUGUUCCUUUCAUAUGUCAUACUUAGUAUAGUAAGUAAAUAGCCACAUGCCUAUAGAAAAUACAAUCAAAAUCAACAAAAAUGUACUUCCACAGAAAGGCAAAAAGAUCUUACUGACAUUAAAUGCAAUAAGGAAAUAGGACAUUUGGGUGGUCACAGUAUAGUUUUACUGGCAAUCUACAAUACAUUUUUUUAUAUUUUAAAGUCAUUGUUCAUUAUACAUGUAAGAUGAGAGCUGCAAGGCUGAGACACAUUUAAUAUCACCAGUGUAUCAUUCUCACAGGCUGUUCAUUACUAAAGGGAAACUUCACAACAGAAAAAAACAGCAUAACAGGGCUCAAGAUAGUACAGAGUAGUUGUGCAUAGUCUCAUCGAAACCUUUAUUCUUGCACCAUUUGGAUUUCAGGGAUGAAUAACACCAUGAUGCAAUAGAAUCUAUUCAUCAUCUUUUAAAAGAAUUGUAGAAAGGACAAGCCAGUGUCCUAGUAGGGGUAAAAAGAGUGAGAAGGCAGAGAUAAGGGCAUUUGGUGGCAUAUAACAGUGGAGUUUAAAAGUCAUGCCUACACAUAGGGAUGCACCGAUCCACAUUUUUUCACUUCCGAUCCGAUCCCGAUACCUAAAUUUGGGUAUCUGCCAAUACCGAUACUAUUCUGAUAAAAGAGCUUGCUUUAAUAUUACCAUUAUCACUAUUGUUGAUUUUAUAUGAUGCUGUAGUAAAUCUUCUCUACAGGCAAGUAUAUGUACGAAUGUAUCUAUGUAUGUCCCAAAAGGCAACUUGAGGUAAGUAUAAAGUCAGAAAAACAGGAAAUCCUGUUAACAGUCAAUAUUUACUAAAUUCAAGAGAUACCCAUGAAGGGUAACGUUCUUUUAGACUACCCCUCUCCAAAUAAAAUAGAAUUAAAAGGGCUCCUUCAUCUGAUCAGCACUAAUUAAGUAUAAUGACUCUUGUAGCAGCAACAAAUCAAGGUUUUUCAAAUCUCAAACAUCCUGAGGGGCGCAAGCUCACUCACGGUUCAUUUUCUUACUGCUGUACCUGGAAGGGACAUAAGUCUGUGAGUAAUAUAUUGUUGGUGUGUGAAUUACCCGUAUGACUUUGCUGUCAUGGUGUCCCGCUUUGGUUUAUCGCUUGACUGUAAAAGUUAAUAGCGCGACCGAUGCUAAUGCGCUAGCCUGUCAAUGGGAUUCUCCGUAUUAUGCUAGCAUCGAGCUAAUCGCUACUUAUUACCACUUGUAGGUUGCAACAGAGCUUCCACCCCUCAGUACAACAGCUUUGCAAACGUUGCACAUUGCAAACAUUGCACGUUGCUGUCUUGCUUCGUGGUGGUUCUAGUGCAAAAUAUUUUCACACAGCGGACAUGUACUGAAAAGUUGGUUAGAUUUCCUGAACGGCGGUGUGUCUCAUUACUUCGCGUCACAUUGACACACGCCUCCGUUCAGGAAAUCCAUUCCACAUUUUGCAGCCAGUUAGCAGAGCAGCCGGCAGGGUAUCACUUGUGGAGUCAUUUCAGUAGACAACAUUAAUGCACAGACAUGGUUCAUGGAUCGGAAAUCUUUACAGGUUGGAUCGGAAAUUUUCGAUCCGUGAAAUAUGUUGGUAUCGGAACCCGAUACAGAUACUGGAUCGGACCGGCACCAUCCCUACCUACACAUAUGUAGUUCCUCCUUAUUCAGGGAAAACUUAAAACCUUGUAGGAUAGAAAUGGAUACCAUUAACCAACUUCACUUCUUUCAUCCUUGCACUCUUGGCAGUAACAACAAAUUUUGCAUAUUGUUAUAAUGGAAGUCUUUAAAUAAGCAUUAAUUGAAAUAAAGUAACAGAUGUUGAAGAGUUUGGGGUUUCACUGAAAACUUGAUCCCACACCAGUGACUGCACCGUCACUAAUUUCUCGGGCCAAGCACAGGCGUCCCUCGCAUAGGGACAGCAGCUCAGACAGCUGAGACUCAUCUCCCACCUUAAAUUCACUAUCAAAGCAGCAACAGUUCUUUUAGGAGUCUAGGUUUACUGUAUCUGCUCUUUACAAGUCAGUCUGGUGUGAAAUCAGUGGGAAAGGACUGAGUGAAUUUAGUUAAUGUCUUCUGGACUUUGAUGUGAGACUCUCACUACAGCUACUUUGAAACCUGACCCUAACCUCAAAGUUAAAGAUAAGUCAUCUUCAUAGAAACCUCACUUACUGAACAUCAUAUGCUCUUCCAAUGUACCACUGUACAAAAAAAAUCUUUUAAAGAAAAAUACUGGGAAAUGGGACUAUUUAUUUCUUUUAAUUUAUUUUGUCAUAUUUUUGUAAG
Messenger RNA from Toxotes jaculatrix (banded archerfish), 8105 nucleotides. RefSeq names its product anoctamin 8b (gene ano8b). The record is from RefSeq and is a predicted model, not a curated record. Gene Ontology annotation, cellular component: plasma membrane. Gene Ontology annotation, biological process: chloride transmembrane transport. The transcript has 20 exons. The coding region runs from base 289 to 3792 and encodes 1167 amino acids. NCBI's taxonomy places the organism in Eukaryota, Metazoa, Chordata, Actinopteri, Toxotidae. Gene Ontology annotation, molecular function: chloride channel activity.